GCAGAGGAGCGAGCGGACCGCCGUGGAGCUCUGGACCCGAUCUGAUGCCCUCCUGUUUGUUCCUGGCGGACUCCGACAGUGGCUGGGAGCGCCGCUGCCGCUGGACAUGAGAGGACUGCCGCUGCCGGACGCCCAGCCCGCCGCCGUGGGAAUCCACUCUGCUCUCAGGGCCACAGGGGAAGCUUGAUCUCAGAGACACGAUAUUGGACAAUUUCUGCAGAUAUCUGGAGCGUGAACAGGAGGACCAUCUUGUUGGAUUAAGGCCAUUUUUGACCUCAAGCUCCCCGAUGAAGACGCUCGUCCUCUGCCUGCAGCUGCUCCUCCUGGCGGCCCAGACGCUCGUGGCCAGCGGACAGCUGGACCCAGAGAAGCAAGUGGCUCCGGGCGUGACCCCGAGGCCCGGGCUGGCGGAGAGGGACGUGCCGGCCCCGGCAAGGCUCAACAUCACGGCGCCGCGCCGCCGCGCCCCCCCCAUGUGCUCCGGGCCCACGGAAAUCAGGGACACCUUCAAGUACAUCAACACGGUGGUGUCCUGCCUGGUGUUUGUCGUCGGCAUCAUCGGAAACUCCACUCUCCUGAGGAUUAUCUAUAAGAACAAGUGCAUGCGCAAUGGGCCCAACAUCCUGAUCGCCAGCCUGGCUCUCGGAGACCUGCUGCAUAUCAUCAUCGGUAUUCCCAUUAAUGUUUACAAGCUCCUGGCGGAGGACUGGCCGUUCGGGGUGACUCUCUGCAAGCUGGUGCCGUUUGUCCAGAAGUCCUCGGUGGGGAUCACGGUGCUGAGCCUGUGCGCUCUGAGCAUCGACAGGUAUCGCGCCGUGGCCUCUUGGAGUCGUAUCAAAGGAAUCGGGGUUCCGAAAUGGAUGGCGAUCGAAAUAGCGCUCAUCUGGAUAAUAUCCAUCGUCCUGGCCGUUCCAGAAGCCGUCGCCUUCGACAUGAUCACCAUGGACUACAAAGGGGAACACUUGAGGAUCUGUCUGCUGCACCCCAUGCAGAAGAGCGACUUCAUGCGGUUUUACAAGUCAGCGAAGGACUGGUGGCUGUUCGGAGCGUAUUUCUGCUUGCCGCUGGCCUGCACUGCUGUUUUCUACACCUUGAUGACCUGCGAGAUGCUGAGAAAGAAGAACGGCGUUCAGAUUGCCCUCAGUGACCACCUCAAACAGCGGCGGGAGGUGGCCAAGACCGUGUUCUGUCUGGUUCUGGUCUUCGCUCUGUGCUGGCUGCCUCUCCACCUCAGCCGGAUCCUCAAGCUCACCAUCUACGACGAGAAAGAUCCGAACCGCUGCGAGCUGCUCAAUUUCUUCUUGGUCCUGGACUACAUCGGCAUCAACAUGGCGUCCGUGAACUCCUGCAUCAACCCGAUCGCCCUCUACAUGGUCAGCAAGCGCUUCAAGACCUGCUUCAGGUCCUGCCUGUGCUGCUGGUGCAUCCCGGCAGAGCUGCUGAUGGACGAGAAGCAGUCCUGCAUGAAGCUGAAAGCCACCGACCGGGGCUCCGAACAGAGCAACUCUCGACUGACCAACAAAUCCACAACAGCCUGAGGACUGGCGCGAGCCGCACGAGAGACAAGAGGAGGAACAACAAGAAAAAUCAUCCGUAUGUUAAAGCAUGGCCGAGUGAGGGUGGACGGCCCCUUCGCCCUGUCCACAGAUGUGCUUUUGGACGUCAGUCCUCACUGAAACACUUCUACUAUCCACGCAGCGCAGCGCAGGCCGAGCGUCCGAGGAGACAAAAGCAUGAACACACUUCGAAAGCUGCGUGCAUGAAGAAAUAGCAAACAUGAAGCCCUGGCCUCAGGCGGCGCGCGGCGAGUUUUGAUCAGUGUGGGGGGGGGGUGGUGAUGGUGGAGAUCAAAGCCAGCUG
Messenger RNA from Salarias fasciatus (jewelled blenny), 1860 nucleotides. It is a transcript of the gene ednrba, whose product is annotated as endothelin receptor Ba. The transcript has 8 exons. Gene Ontology annotation, cellular component: plasma membrane. Gene Ontology annotation, molecular function: endothelin receptor activity. The coding region runs from base 288 to 1538 and encodes 416 amino acids. NCBI's taxonomy places the organism in Eukaryota, Metazoa, Chordata, Actinopteri, Blenniiformes, Blenniidae. Gene Ontology annotation, biological process: regulation of blood pressure; vasoconstriction; endothelin receptor signaling pathway. The record is from RefSeq and is a predicted model, not a curated record.